Thyridium curvatum is the source of this 1533-nucleotide messenger RNA. RefSeq lists its product as uncharacterized. Gene Ontology annotation, molecular function: NADP binding; N,N-dimethylaniline monooxygenase activity; flavin adenine dinucleotide binding. Lineage: Eukaryota; Fungi; Ascomycota; Sordariomycetes; Thyridiales; Thyridiaceae. The record is from RefSeq and is a predicted model, not a curated record. Bases 1 to 1533 code for a protein of 510 amino acids. The transcript is spliced from 3 exons.
AUGCUCGAUCCGUCGACGGUGCUGGAUAUUCUACCCUUUAUCUCUUGCGGAUCUUUUGGAUUUGGAUUGACGAUGACUGUCGCAAAACGAGUUGCUGUGAUUGGCGCAGGGCCAGCUGGGGCCAUCGCCAUCGACGCAUUGGUUCGUGAGCAGGCCUUCGAUGUCAUCCGGGUGUUUGAGCGCCGUGAAGCUGCCGGGGGAUGCUGGAUCGGAGAUAAGAAUCCACCCCCAGAGCUGCAGAGAUCUGAAAUCACGGCCCUCAGCUCGAGGACCGCGGAUCGGCCAGUCCCCAUCCCGUCAACGCUUCCCGCGCAGACUGCCCGGACGAACGUGCCUCGGUAUACCGAGUCCUCUAUCUACCCAUACCUGGAGACGAACAUCGACUACCUGCCAAUGGAGUUCACGCAAGAACCGUUCCCUACCGAGCAAAGCGAGUGGUCGGUCGCAACACACGGGCCCGACACACCUUUCCGGCACUGGUCGCUCGUCCGAAAGUAUGUCCAGGAUCUCGUGAGCAGGAAUGGCUACCAGGAUCUGGUUUCAUACAGCACAACAGUCGAGAGGGCAGAGAAGAUUGGCAACCAGUGGAAACUCACCUUGCGUAAGGGAGGGAAGCGCACCGACUACUGGUGGGUGGAGUGGUUUGAUGCCGUCGUCGUAGCGAGCGGGCACUACUCCGUCCCGUAUUUCCCUAGUAUUGACGGCCUGGCUGAGCUUGCGGAGAAACACCCUGGGAGCGUGAUUCACAGCAAGCAUUUCAGGGGCAGUGAGGCCUAUGUAGGCAAGAAGGUAGUGGUGGUAGGAGCGUCCGUGUCGGCCGCCGAUAUAGCCUACGAUCUCGCCACGACUGCACAAAGUCCAGUACACGCCGUCAUGGUCGGACACCAGUUCAACGGAUACUUUGGCGGCGACGCAUUUGACCACCCACGCAUUUCCAAAAAGCCGUCGAUCACACGGGUCCAGCCGGACACACGCACCGUACACUUUGCCGACGGCACCUUGGUCGCCGGCGUGGAUGCACUCAUAUUCGGGACAGGCUACUCGUGGACCUUGCCCUUCCUCCCUUCGGUCGAAGUCAGGAACAAUCGCAUUCCGAAGCUCUAUCAACACGUUGUCUAUCAGCCAGAUCCAAGCUUGGUGUUUGUCGGUGCUGUUGGCGCGGGCUUAACCUUCAAGGUCUUUGAGUGGCAGGCUGUUUUGGCUGCCCGGGUCCUAGCCGGCCGUGCCUCUCUGCCAUCUUCAGAAGCGCAGGCCAAGUGGGAAGAGGAUCGCAUCAAGGCGAGAGGCGACGGGGCAAAGUUUACGCUCGUGUUCCCUGACUUCAAGGAAUACUUUGAUACGCUACGGAAGCUAGCUGGCCCGACAACGGACGGUAGAGGUCGAGACUUGCCGCCAUUUGACGAUCUCUGGUUUGAGAGGUUCAUGGCCGGGCACGAAAGGCGAAAGCAGAUGUGGAGAAGGCUGAAUGCCGAGGCACAAGGGCGAGGACUGGUCGCUACUGACGCCGCCGUCAAAGUCAGGGCCAUGUUGUGA